Podarcis muralis (Common wall lizard) is the source of this 1810-nucleotide messenger RNA. NCBI's taxonomy places the organism in Eukaryota, Metazoa, Chordata, Lepidosauria, Squamata, Lacertidae. The record is from RefSeq and is a predicted model, not a curated record.
AUGGCAUCAAAUUGGAAAACAUGUGAAAAUGGGGGGACACAUGAUGGCAUCAAAUGUUUGUGCCUUAGCAAUUUCUAUGGGCCGAAGUGUGAGUUCCCAGUUGAAGACAUGCCUUUUGAAGUAGAAAGUGUGCCCGUGACAAUUGAAGUCCAAGUGAAAAUCACCAACAAGGAGUUCGUUCCAGAGCUCGAGAACCAAGAGUCCGAAGAGUAUAAGAGCUUGGAAGAGGAAUUUAAGAUGCAGAUGGACAAUGUUUAUCAGGGCGUCUCUGGAUACCAAGGUGUGGUGAUCUUAAAACUGAGGAAAGGCAGCAUUAUCGUGGACCACGAAGUCAUCAUUAAAGCUGUAAUAAACAACGAUGUGAACAUCAUUGACAAAACUGUCCAGAACUUGACCGAGGUCGUGAGGAAGCAGCUGACUGCUGUCAACUCCACUCAGGAGGAAUGCAAUACGGGGAACUCAUCAUUUUGCUUUUCAGCUCCACCUGACCCUAUUCUGAGCGCAAGCACAAAUUUUUCAGCUGAAGCCGCUUGCAGAAAAAACAUCGAUCCCAGAUAUGCAGACUACUAUUACCCCGAUAACUCAACAGGCACGCUGCGCUGUAUCUCCGACUGCACUAAGGACACCAAAAACACCAUGAACUGCAACAAUGGCUUAUGUAGCUUAUCUGAAAGAGGCCCUUACUGCAGGUGCAAUGAUGUGGAGUCCUUUUGGUACAUGGAUGAUCGCUGCCAAACACCGAUCCGAAAGAGUGAUGUCGGCUUUGGGGUUGGGCUGGCUGUCCUCGCAGUGAUCAGCAUCGUCCUGGCGAUGUUCCUCCUCAGAGCCAGACGGAGGAAGUCUCGUUCUAGCUUCUCCGAUGAUGCUGAGGUCUGGUAUGAGGAAGAUGAGGAAGAGUGGAAGCCCUCAGGAGGUCUGACCAUCAUGAAUGAAGGAGCUGCCAAUGAAGAAAGCCAAGACAGAAACAGGAGUUUCCAGGUCUCUCUGGACUCGGUUGAUACGACGACACAGAUGCAGUUCCAAAAACCAACAGCACUGACCAACUGUUGAUCCCAUCCUAGAACACAUCCUGGAAAUUCGACUGAAUUACAUCAAGGACCCUGAAAGCCCAAUGCUAACAGUCAGACUAUAUUACAGUUGUCUACAUUCCUUCCUGGGAGAGAGUUUUGGGGCUUGGAACAAAUGGAAACUUAAACCAGACAAGACAAAGGUGCUCUUGGUCAGUCAGAAGACAGAACAGGGAAUAGGGAUAUUGGAAACUGGUUGUUGUUUUUUUAUGACUGCUCCUAGACUUUGAAACUCUCUCCAUACAGAACCUAGACUUGCUGUCUCCUUGUUGUCCUUCCACUGGCUAAUGAAGACUUUCUUAUUCCAACAGUGCUGUUGGGAAGUGACUGUUUGUGAGAAAAGGGCAGACACAAUGAUGUUUUUUAUUGUAAUUAUCUGUAUGUUCUAACAAAACAUACACACACCCUUCCCUUGCAUGCGAAGACAGGCUCCAGCAGAUUGAGCGGACGAGAUCGAUAGUGUAUCCGAUGGUCCACAAGGCAGUUUCUCCACGUACUGUACAGGGAAGUGAGGGGCAGAUGUGGCUUGUCAACCUGGAAGGUAGCCCAUAUAAGAGAAGGGAGAAACUGAUUCUAAACCUCCACUGCCUUGCAAGAUAUCCUAGGGAGAAGAAAAAGCUAAGGAGUGAAGCCUGUACAAACCUGAAGUCCCUAAGAAAGUUGGAUGGCUCCUUGUACACCUCCUUCUGGCAACUCCUGCAGCCAAGUUGAUGCCAAACGUCUUGCUCUGCUUUCCUUUGGAC